This is a messenger RNA of Plectropomus leopardus (leopard coralgrouper), 854 nucleotides long. NCBI's taxonomy places the organism in Eukaryota, Metazoa, Chordata, Actinopteri, Perciformes, Serranidae. The record is from RefSeq and is a predicted model, not a curated record.
AUGUGAUCGAAGCUUUGUCCAACCCGAUCCGAUAUGUCAACCUGCUGGAGCAGAGGUCCAAACAGCUGGCGGCUCUGACGCUGGAGGACGUGGAGGAGGACACGCAGACUGAGGAUGAGGUGGACAGCUGUGCGGAGCGCAAAAACGAUCUGAAAUCAGCUCCUCUGGAGAACGGGCUUAGCCCCGCCCCCGGACCUGCAGGACACACCCCCAUCGCCACCACGCCCAAAGCGUCCGCAGCCAAUCAGCAAGCAGCUACGACAGAAGCAGCCAAACCAGCAGCGAAGAGUGAAGAUCUGGUUUUAAGUGUUUUGAUAGAUGUUCAGGUGUGCGCCAUGGAGAAUCUGCAGCAGUCAAAGGUUUACCAGAAGGAGCAGAGGCGGCAGUUUAAGGAGCUGAAGGAGCUGGUGAGGAGGCACCAGAAGAAAACCUCCGAGCUCCUCCGAGAGUUCAACAACAAGUACAAGAAGACGGCCAGACAGUGCAGCAAGAGCAGGGGGUCGUGCUCGGACGGUGAGAAAGACGAGCGCCUCCAGCAGCUGAGAGACGAGCAGCAGCAGCAGCUUCUGGCUCUGAGGCAGGAGCAGUACUACAGUCAGAAAUAUCUGCAGAGGGAACAUAUUAAAAUGCUGACAGAGCGGCUGAGCGCUCUGGCCGAGGAGAGUCACAACGCCCAGAUGAAGAAACUCAAAGACAUCUGUGACAAGGAGAAGAAAGAGCUGAAGAGACUGAUGGAUCGAAGGAGAACAGAGAAGAUCAACCAAGCAAAGACCAAAGAGAAACACCUGGCUGAAGAAGAGAAGAUCGAGAUCAACAAGUCCUACGUCAACGAAGUCGUCCAGAACAUCAAACGG